This is a messenger RNA of Dujonia railenensis, 3267 nucleotides long. The record is from the annotation of a GenBank genome assembly. NCBI's taxonomy places the organism in Eukaryota, Fungi, Ascomycota, Pichiomycetes, Serinales, Debaryomycetaceae.
AUGAAGCUUUAUUUGAACGAUAGACCCAGAACCUUUGUCAUAGUGAGUGGUGCCCAUGCAUUGCUCGUUCGACAUCCGUUCCCCACGUACGCAGGAGGAAGUAGUCACCAUAACAUACACUUGCACCACCACCACCACCACCAAGCAUCCGGCGAAGAUCAAAAGAAGCAAUCUUCACUGUCCUCAGCGUCCAAGGGAUCCUCCACUUCUUCCUCCUCCACACUCAAUAAAGUAAUCGUAGAGUUUGUGCAAAAGGAUUCGUUGCAGUUCUCCAACUUCAGAGACAUCACGCCCAAUAAGUCCAAACAGAAGCAGAUCUUUGGAUUCUUGGGAUUGUUGAAUUUCAAGAGUAAUAUAUACUUGGGCUUCAUUACGAGCCGAUCAAAGCUGGCCUCUCCUAUAAUUGGGGAAGAUAUAUAUACCAUUACAGGAGUUGAUUUCUACUGUUUGAAUAACGAUGAGUUUGACCAUUUUAUUGGAAGAGAUAUCGACGACCAAUUGGACGCUGACCACUCACUAGCGACAUCUGCUGGCGGGGGGACAUCUUCUGCCGCGGAUAAGAUUACAUCAGACUAUCCAGCCGCUUCCAUAAGGAGACUCUUAAGUUCUGGUUCCUUUUACUAUUCAUCAAAUUUCGACAUAACAUCGAAUUUUCAAGAACGUAGUUACCAUAAGACUAUAUCUUCCUUUGAAGAUGAUAGCACUAAGAAAACCUUUGCAAACAAAUUCCAUCUAAUCUCAGAUAAUCCGUACUUCCGAAGCUUUAUGUGGAACUCCUUUAUGAAUUCUGAAUUGAUAGAAUUUCGGAGUAGAUUGUCCGCCAAUGAGAAAAUAGCGUUUGAUACCACUGGAUUUUUAACUACAAUUACUAGAGGGUACGCUCAGACUGUUAACACUUUGGUACUGCCGGGCGUAGAUGCAUUGUUGACUAUCAUAUCGAAGCAAUCGUGCUGUAAAAAUGGGCCCCUCUUUGGAGAUUGGGGUUGUGACGAUAGCGGAGAUGUAUCAAAUUUCGUUGAGACCGAAGUUUUGGUGUACACUGAAAAGUUUUGCUUCUCAUAUGUUAUCGUAAGGGGUAAUGUACCUAUCUUUUGGGAGGUUGAGGGAAAUUUCCAUAAAAAGACUUUACUCACUUCGAAGAAGUCAAAGAAGAUUGUUUACCCCAGAUCAUUUGAAGCAUCACAGCACGCCUUUUCAAGACAUUUCGAGAAAUUGAAUACUCAAUUCAAUGAAGUUCACAUUCUUAAUGCAUUGACAGAUGACACGAAAACCUAUAAAGGAGACUUGAACGUCACUUUCAAGGAGCACAUAAUCGAAUAUAAUAGGAAUGGAGAAUCUUUAAAUACGGACAAUGAUGUCAACAACGAUCCUGAAUUGUCCGGAAUGAUGCGCCUCACAUCAACUUCAUUGCCUGUCACAACUUCGACUAUUAAGAAGAUUGGGUAUAAUGCUACUCAACCUACUAACAUUGUGUCUAGGUUGUAUCAGAAUAUUAUAGACUUUGGAGCUUUUUUCUAUGAUUUUCCAAAGAAUGCAAAUACUGGAAAGCAAUUGGGGGUCUUUAGAAUCAAUUCUUUUGACUCACUCUCCAAAGCCAAUUUCUUGAGUAAGAUUAUUAGUCAAGAAGUUAUAGAGUUGGCAUUACGAGACGUGGGUAUUGAACAUGUUGAACAAGAUUUGUUGCUCAAGCAUGGGAAAUUGUGGCAUGAAAAUGAUGAUCAACUAACAAAGUUGACAUUGAAUUUCGUCUCUAACUCAACCAAAUUGCAUAAAUCAAGUGCUGCUACGACAAAGGGAACUAUAAAGUCACAUUUAACCAAGAAGUAUCUUAGUGGUGUAGUUACCGAACCCAAACCAAAUGAAAUGGCAAUGCUCAAAUUGUUAGGGAAACUACAAGAUCAAGUUAAUGUCAUAAUUAAGAACCCGAUUCAUGACUAUGUGUCCAGAGAAUUGAAGAAGAAUUUAAAGGAGUUCAGUUCCUUUCAGGACAUAUCUAUUUUUUCAACUACGUUCAAUGUAAACGGAUCUUUGGAAAAGGAUGAAGAGGUUAUAAGAGGAUGGCUAUACCCAGAAGUAGCUCACAGACCGUACGAUGUAGUUUUCGUGGGAUUUCAAGAGAUUGUCGAACUUACUACAAGUCAAAUGGUAAACACACAUUCGUCAAACAGACUUAAGUGGAUUAAAUCUCUUAAGGUUGUCCUCGAAAAGUACAGUCCUCAAGAGAAUACAAAAUACGUUUCCCUAUGGGAUGGACAAUUGGGAGGGAUUGCCUUAUUGCUUUUCAUCAAAGAAUCAGAGUUGAAAAACAUAGCCAACGUCGAGGGAUCUUUCAAGAAAACUGGAUUGGGUGGAAUGAGUGCAAAUAAAGGUGGAGUUUCAGUCAGUUUCAAUUUUUCUAAUACCCAGAUCUGUCUUGUCGCUUCCCAUUUGGCGGCUGGUUUAAACAAUGAAGAAGAAAGACAUCACAACUAUAAAACAAUCGCUAAAGGGAUUAAGUUUUCUAAAAAUCGUAGAAUUAAAGAUCAUGAUAUCGUUAUAUGGUUGGGAGAUUUCAAUUAUAGAAUUAGUACUAUCUCCAACGAACAAGUCAAGAUGUUUGUGGAAAAGGAGGAGUUUACUAAAUUGUUUGAAUACGAUCAAUUGAACAAGCAAAUGGCAAUCGGAGAGCUGUUUCCCUUCUAUGAUGAAAUGGAAAUCAAAUUUGCACCCACCUAUAAGUUUGACAAUGGUACGAAGACAUACGACACAUCAGAAAAGCAAAGAGCUCCAGCGUGGACAGACAGAAUUUUAAGUAUGUCUAAGAGUAACAAUAUCAAGCAAUUGUACUACAAUUGUUAUGAAGAUAUAAUCUUUUCUGACCAUAGACCUGUUCUUGCAAUCUUCAAGGUGUCUGUGAAUAUUAUUGAUGAACAAAAGAAGAGUGCACUUGCAGAUCAUUUGUACGAAACAUUCAAGAAGGAUUUUGGAAGUUUGAACGAUUUAUUCUUUACAAACAACAGUAACAUCAAUAUUUCAUAUAUAUUAAAUGGAGAUGAAGAUGAUAAUAACUUGCCACCACCUAGUUCGGAGAAAAGUAAAUGGUGGAUUGACGGUGGGUUGCCAGCCAAAAUAUACAUACAGGAACUCGAGAACAACAGCGGUAGCAAAACUGAUGUGAAUGUGAUCAAUCCAAAUAACCCAAUUAAUCCAUUUGAAGAAUCGGGAGCAAUGGCGGUUCGUGAAUUUGUACCUAAAAGAGAACUAAUACAAGAAGUGGCAACUAAAUAG